Messenger RNA from Mesitornis unicolor (brown roatelo), 1162 nucleotides. RefSeq names its product KRIT1, ankyrin repeat containing (gene KRIT1). Gene Ontology annotation, molecular function: protein binding. The annotation marks the transcript as partial. Lineage: Eukaryota; Metazoa; Chordata; Aves; Mesitornithiformes; Mesitornithidae. Gene Ontology annotation, cellular component: plasma membrane; cytoskeleton. The transcript is spliced from 8 exons. The record is from RefSeq and is a predicted model, not a curated record. Gene Ontology annotation, biological process: cell redox homeostasis; negative regulation of angiogenesis; regulation of establishment of cell polarity.
GUAUGGAAAAGUUGAAGCCACUCGAAUGCUGUUGGAGAAGGGGAAAUGCAAUCCAAAUCUUUUGAAUGGCCAACUUAGCUCUCCUCUUCAUUUUGCUGCUGGAGGUGGGCAUGCUGAAAUAGUACAGAUUCUACUAAAUCAUCCAGAAAUUGACAGACACAUUACUGAUCAACAAGGAAGAUCUCCACUGAAUGUCUGUGAAGAGAACAAACAAAAUGAGUGGGAAGAAACUGCAAAACUGCUGAAGGAAGCCAUAAAUAAACCUUAUGAAAAGGCACGAAUUUAUCGUAUGGAUGGGUCAUAUCGCUCUGUUGAGUUGAAACAUGGAAACAAUACUACUGUACAGCAGAUAAUGGAGGGGAUGCGUUUGUCUCAAGAAACUCAGCAGUACUUCACUAUCUGGAUCUGUUCUGAGAACCUCAGCCUCCAACUGAAGCCAUAUCACAAGCCUUUGCAGCAUAUUCGAGAUUGGCCUGAAAUAUUCACUGAACUGACAAACUUGGAUCCUCAAAGGGAAACUUCACAGCUUUUCCUGAGAAGAGAUGUGAGACUUCCAUUGGAAAUAGAAAAAAAGAUUGAUGAUCCAUUGGCUAUACUUAUCCUUUUUGAUGAAGCCAGAUAUAAUUUACUGAAAGGUUUCUAUACGUCACCUGAUGCCAAGCUGAUCACACUGGCAAGUCUGCUUCUACAAAUAGUCUAUGGAAAUUAUGAGAGCAAGAAACAUAAACAGGGCUUUCUAAAUGAAGAAAAUCUUAAAUCCAUAGUACCAGUCACUAAACUAAAAAGUAAAGCUCCUCACUGGACAAACAGGAUACUUCAUGAAUACAAGAGCCUCAGCACCAGUGAAGGUGUAAGUAAAGAGAUGCAUCACCUUCAGCGCAUGUUCUUGCAGAAUUGCUGGGAGAUUCCUACGUAUGGAGCAGCAUUUUUCACAGGACAGAUAUUCACCAAAGCAAGUUCAAGUAGUCAUAAAGUCAUCAAAGUGUAUGUAGGAGUAAACGUAAAAGGGCUGCACCUCCUCAACAUGGAAACAAAGGCUUUACUCCUCAGCCUGAAGUAUGGUUGCUUUAUGUGGCAGUUGGGAGAUGGAGAUACAUGUUUUCAAAUCCACAGUCUGGAAAACAAAAUGAGCUUUAUUGUGCAUACUAAACAGGUAAGCAUU